This is a messenger RNA of Colletotrichum navitas, 2528 nucleotides long. RefSeq names its product RNA polymerase III transcription factor IIIC subunit-domain-containing protein. The transcript has 3 exons. Gene Ontology annotation, biological process: transcription initiation at RNA polymerase III promoter. The record is from RefSeq and is a predicted model, not a curated record. Gene Ontology annotation, molecular function: RNA polymerase III type 2 promoter sequence-specific DNA binding; RNA polymerase III type 1 promoter sequence-specific DNA binding. NCBI's taxonomy places the organism in Eukaryota, Fungi, Ascomycota, Sordariomycetes, Glomerellales, Glomerellaceae. Gene Ontology annotation, cellular component: transcription factor TFIIIC complex. The coding region runs from base 324 to 2468 and encodes 714 amino acids.
GUCUGUCGCUCAUGGCUUCUGCCGAACUGUGGUAUAGCAUGUGAAGUGGGAUUGCGUUUCGCACAGUGCUUCGCUCAUCAGCAACUUUAGUUGCUCACAAAAGCAUCUAACAUUCCAGGGCUGCGAUACGGCGCUGAGCUCAACAUCGCCUGAAACGGCCAAACAGCCGACUGGGGGAAUCCGUUUUGGACGUCCAUUAAGACAAGGUCUCACAAGAUCUUGAAGUCGGAAACAGCCAGACAACAGGCCCUAAACAGCAGCAGACUGUGACGUCAACUCGUGGGCGAAAGACACAAAACAUACAGGCCAUCACCGUGGGCACCAUGUACGAACAUGUCGACGAUGAGAUGGCGGAGGAGGGCGUUCAUGAAGACGCUCGGCUCAAAGGGAGAGCCAGUCAAACCUUGACGGACCGGCAGGACAGCAAUUCGGCACCCCGGUACCCUAUCCCCAAGAGAGCCAUGGGCGCCGUCGAGAUCCCCAUGAUCGUCAUGAACCUGGGUCGGACAGAAAAGGCAUUCGGUAACAUCUCGUCUUUUCAAAAUAUCCUGGACACGGAGCGCAACACGAUCCCUUUCUAUCUCAAUCCCGAGAGCCCCUUCCGCAGGCCCAUCAUGUCUCACAGCGCUACGAGUCACAACGUUGUGUUGAAGGUCACAGUGCCGAAGCGGACCGGUAGAAAGCGGAAGAGGGGGGCUGACGGGCCGUGGGAGGGCAAAGUCGAGGUGGCCGACGUCUCCAGGCUGGGUUCGUCAGGGGAGCAGAUCUGCUCGAGGUCUCGGUUGGACAACCCGAAGGUGUUACGGCGGAAAAUGCAGGACAACGUCGACAACUACGACGUCGAGGCUGUCGGCGUUAUCAAGCACACGCAUCGCUUCAGAGGCAUGGCGGACUUCCACUGGGGCCUCGAAAACUCACCUUUCAUAUCCAAGUUCAUGAACCAGGUCAUGCCUGGCGACAGUGAGUUAUUUGACAUCGGUUUUCCGACUCAACUGACCCGCGCAGUCACACAGAUGAGAGACUUCAAGUUCGUCGAGGGCGUGGACAAAGGGCCUAACGUAGACAUCAUCCCGCCGCCUGUGUGGACGCCAAUGACACUGCCCUUCAUUUACAACUACUCCCAGAACCCCUACGUGCGCUCUGAGCUCGACCACGCCGGUCAGACCAAGCUCGUCAACACCCAGCUCCCGACCCUCAUCGGUUACUUUCUCAAGGCAGACCAAUACCCCAUCCCGGAUGGGCCACAGACGCCCUACGACGGCACCGAUGAGGAGGUCACGCACUGCAUCGCGCGCAUGCAGGAGGCGAUGCAGGAUCGUCCGAUUUGGACACGCCGGUCCCUCAUGAACAAGCUCGGAUCCAUCGUCCGCAAUGCCAACGUCAUGAAGCGCUGCGUCGGCUAUGUCGGCUACCAGUUCCGCGGCGGGCCAUGGCGUGACGCCAUCAUCAAGUACGGCAUCGACCCGCGCACCGACCCGGCUUACCGGACGUACCAGACCAUGAUCUUCAAUAUGAGAAAGCUGCAGGCCGGCCACAUUGGCGAGACUUGGCACGCUAUCCGUAGCCUGCGUACCGAGCAGCGCCAGCCGCAGGGUGACAACCACGAGUCCCACGUCUUCGACGGCAAGUCAUACUGGACCGACGGCAAAGUCUGGCAAAUUUGCGACAUCACGGAUCCACUCAUCGCAAGGCUCUUCGCUGAGGCGCCGCUACGGCCCGAAGUCGAUAUUUACAACAGCGGCUGGUACCACCAGGGCACGUGGGCCAAGGCCAAGGGUAUCAUGAAAACCAAGAUGAUUGCGAUCCAGUUCGGCCGCAAGCUCAGAGACGAAGACUUCUCUGGCAUUUUUGACGUGCGCGACACGACGCCACCGCCGGGCGCCUCGAGCGUCCACGUACCGCUACCAGACCUCGAGCUCACCGACGCAGAGAAGCGCGUGCUAUAUGGUCGCCGCUUCAAGGAACCCAAGAAGAAGCGCAAGGGCACCGCCUACCGUGUCACCAAGUCCAACGGACCGCGAGGUGUGGCCGCUGCGGCGGCAGCAGGCAGUGGCGUGGGCACGCCAAACACGGAGACGGGCGCACAGGAGGAGCUCAUAUCUGCCGGCGAGGACAGUCUCGAGGAGGAUGACAGUGAAGGUGACGAUGACGACGAAGAUGGCGUGCUUCCCGGCGAGGGGCGUGUGUUUGCACCUGUGCCUGGUCUCGACGAGGAUAUGGAUGAGAUUGGGGAAGAGUAUGGCGAUGAGGACGAGGACGGGUGGGUUAUGGCUAUGGCGAGGAUGCCGAGGGGUACAAUGAGAGGCGUGUCUAUGAUAACGCGGGCGAGACACAUUCCAGCGUUGCAUAUGCGACAGAACAGACUGGUCAAACGGACGUGGACAUGGAGUCAGCCUAUCCCUCAGAAGCAUUGCCAUAAUAGAUUCUCUUACCAUGUAAGCGGAUAUUGGGGGCUGCAUCGCUUAUAAAUCACUAGUCAAGCAUAGUUAUAGAAAUACUAGAUUGUAGACAUGAUUCUGUCACUCGAC